GCACAAACAGGGUAGCCCCAACAACAGCAGCAACCAAUGAAUGAAAAACAAAACAAUAGCAACCAGCGAAAUUACCAGUUUCGCUUUCAAGCCUGUGUGCUGAAAAGUUUCAUUUCAUUCGCGACGCAACGUGCGCAACAGCAGCUAAGCAGCUUCAAACUUUGGCAAGUGAUUUCGAACGAAAAGUUUGCAAGCAAAUUUAGUCCUUAAAAAGUGCAAAUAUAUAACCAAGUAGUGCUCCGAAGUGUUAAAGUGCUUGUGAUUAUUACGUUUUUUUUAAUAUAUUUAAACACCCACACAACUUAUCGCCAACAACAACUUCGCAAUGAAGCCCGCCGAUCUGACUGAGCAAUAUGCUCGCUUUCCGGAGAUCUCACGCGCGGAGAUUCAAAAACUCGUCAAUUGGAUACAAAGCCAACCGCAUAUGCAUAAUUUGUCGGAAGAGGAGGCCUUGCACUUCUUCCACGCCUGCAAAAACAGCAUGGAGGUGGCCAAGCAGGUGCUGGACACUAACCUAACGGUGCGCACGCAUUGCGAUGAGUUCUUUGCGAAUCUGGAUUGCGAGCGACCGGAGUUGCAGCGUGCCAUGCGAACGGUCUCCAUCUGUCCCAUCCCGCAAACAACGCCCGAGGGUUAUCGUGUUAUUUUUGCAAAAUUGGCGGAUACGAAUCCCUCGAGUUACAAUUUUGUGGAUUGCAUGAAACUUUAUUGCAUGAUUUUCGAUAUGUGGAUGUACGAGGAUGGCAUACGGCCGGGCCACGUUAUAGUGAUGGAUUUGAAAGGUGUCAGUUUGGGACAUGUGACGCGCGUUGGCAUAUUUCAGAUGAAGAAGUUUCUCUUCUAUUUGCAAGAAGCAGCUGCCCUUCGCCUGAUUGGCUUUCAUUUCAUCAACAUCGUACCGUUCAUGGAUAAAAUUUUGGCUCUAAUGACACCAUUUAUGAAAAAAGAGCUAAUGAAUAUACUGUAUGUGCACAAUAAUCUGGAAGAUUUUUUCAAAUAUGUACCACAAAGUAUCCUGCCUAAGGACUAUGGCGGCCAGAACCAAGAGUUCGGGGAAAUAAGCGAAACUUUUUACAAGAAACUCAAAGACAAUCGCAUGGAAAUGAUGGAAUUCGAGAAACGCCAUCAAGUCGAUGAGAAAUUGCGGCCGGGGAAGCCGAAAAGCGCUUCCGACCUAUUUGGCAUUCAAGGGAACUUCAAAAAGCUGGAUAUUGACUAGUGCAUUUUUAAGUAUUUCUGAUCAUAAUAUUGUGUUUUUAAUAUUAUAAAGUAUUAUAUACGAAUGUGGUGAUAGUUU
Molecule: messenger RNA, 1297 nt
Organism: Anastrepha obliqua
Lineage: Eukaryota; Metazoa; Arthropoda; Insecta; Diptera; Tephritidae
Product: alpha-tocopherol transfer protein-like
Exons: 5
Coding region: 326-1219 (297 amino acids)
Cellular component (GO): membrane
Molecular function (GO): phosphatidylinositol bisphosphate binding
Source: RefSeq, a predicted model, not a curated record